GUGUCAGUUGUUCACCCCGGGCGAUAAGAUAGCGGCGCACCGCGAAGAUAUUUCAAGACGACUGUGUCGCAGUCCGUCAGUAUCCACCCGAACGUGUGCAUAGUGAACAUGGUGACGACAUUUGCGUGGACGCAUUCAUGGAUCGCUGUUUCUAUCUCAGUCAGCGUUCUGUUGGUCCUCUUGGCGUUUUUAUUCAUCUGUUUGUGUUACAAUACUGACCACGCGACCGAUCAACAACGAUACUAUGUUUUGGACGAACAUGGAAUCAAGCGCAUGCCUGGCCCGGCAAACCUGCGGCCCAAUUUUGGUUUUUCUAAGGGCGGGUUAAUCCUGCUGGCGAAGAACUCCGGACCUCCUGAUCGGCAGUUUUUGGACUCGUUGGACUUCGACAAGCAGUUUACCAACUCCGUGCUGCAAAUUGACGCAUGCGCAAAACAACCGGGAGGUGAAGAUGACGACUGGAAGUCGUGCAUCAGCGAAGGAGCCACGCGCAGAAAUUCGAUGGUGUCCGUUAUAAGCGCAGUGUCUGAUCCAGGACAGUUUAUGAGCAAGCCUACCAUUCAUAUGGUUUAGUUAUGGUUUCAUUAUAAGCCACAGGAUGAACUAAAACAAGAUAAAUAUUAAAAUUGUUCAUAAAAUAUUAGUACCUGGGUAAAACUGUAUAAUUCUGUGGUGUAAAUUAUGAUACAACUUAACACUUAGUUCAUGCAUGACAUCAUAGAUCAAGUUUCAUUGUUUGUGUUGUAUUUUAAAUAAGAUUUUGCAUGUUGUAUCCUUGUACAUAUAUAAUACUGAUUCAUAAGCAAGCAUUAAAAUGUAGAUUAAUCAUCAGCCCAUUUACAAAAGGGCACAAACACAAGCAGUAAUUAUCUCAAAAAUACAGAUGUGAUAUAUGUUUACAA
Molecule: messenger RNA, 902 nt
Organism: Dalotia coriaria
Lineage: Eukaryota; Metazoa; Arthropoda; Insecta; Coleoptera; Staphylinidae
Exons: 4
Coding region: 109-573 (154 amino acids)
Source: RefSeq, a predicted model, not a curated record